UCUCUUUUGUUGUAUGUUAGAAAUGUGGUAUGUCUUGAGUUUAAUAUUUUUGUACAUUUUAUUUUAUUACUUUAGAACUCUAUAUCUGGCGAUUUUGUUCCUUUCGAUAUCCAUUGGGAUGGAAAUUUUGUCGAGAACAAUAAUGUACCACGAUAUAUUGGUGGCGGUAAAGAAUUGGUUGCGGUCCGACGCAAUAUCUCAUUUCGGGAUUUAGAGAUGAAAAUAUACAAUGUUACUAAUUAUGAUCGAGUGGAAGACCGUCUACGCAUCACGGUGAAAUGUCCAAUGGGAGGCGAAUGGGAAUUAGUUAACAUAUCAAAUGACAAUACACUAUCUGGCGAUAUGAGUAUUUUUCCGUUCCAUGGAUGUAUAAAAUUAUUCGUGGAGAAAGAUGUGUUGACGACAAACCACCGUCCAAAUACCGUUUAUCAAAUGGAAAUGCGUCGUAGUCGCAAUGAUCAAAGGAAUUACGUCAAUCGUGAACAAGUUCGUACAUCAAGAGAGUUUGGAGUCCCAUCUCUGCCAGUUAGUGCAGCAUUGCCAUAUGCUAUGAUGGAUCCGUCUCCGUUGGUUGAUCAAAAUGAGUGGUAGGUGAUUGUAUGAUUUAGUUACAUGAAAAAUCAAUGUGAAUAGUUAAUCUUAUAUAUCUUUACAGAUCUACUGUCCCUCCUUAUUCAAGUGAAGAUCCAUCAUCUUAUGUUCAUGAAUGGAUGGAUUGGGAAGUCAGAACCACUAUCCUUCCUUAUCAAAAUGAAGGUCCAUCAUCUAGUGUUCAUGAAUGGCCGACUUGGGAAGUAAGAAGUACUAUCCCUCCUUAUCUAGAUGCAGGUCCAGGACCAUCUAGUGUUCAUGAAUGGCCGACUUGGGAAAUAAGAAAUACUAUCCCUUCUUAUCAAAAUGAAGGUCCAUCAUCUAGUGUUCAUGAAUGGCCGGCUUGGGAAGUAAGAAAUACUAUCCCUCCUUAUCUAGAUGCAGGUCCAGGACCAUC
Molecule: messenger RNA, 988 nt
Organism: Ananas comosus (pineapple)
Lineage: Eukaryota; Viridiplantae; Streptophyta; Magnoliopsida; Poales; Bromeliaceae
Exons: 2
Coding region: 217-591 (124 amino acids)
Source: RefSeq, a predicted model, not a curated record